Molecule: messenger RNA, 1548 nt
Organism: Menidia menidia (Atlantic silverside)
Lineage: Eukaryota; Metazoa; Chordata; Actinopteri; Atheriniformes; Atherinopsidae
Source: the annotation of a GenBank genome assembly
UUGUGGUGGCUUUUAUCCUCCACGCCCACCUGUCUGCGCUAUAACUGCAGCCUGCGCACAGCAGCAGUGGCACAGCCGCACCCCCCUCCACCCCCCCACCCACCCACACCUUCAACCCUCCAACCCUCACCGGGCAGUGGCAUGGAGAGGCUCAACUCAAACGCUUUAGUGAAAAUGGAAGCCAACAUUGUCGUGAUGGGGACGGAAAGCGUCGGGAAAUCAGCUCUGACGGUGCGCCUCCUGACUGGGAAAUUCAUCGGGGAAUACGGGGACAUCGAGUCCAUUUACAGUCGGGAUUUUACAUUAGACGGGAGAGGAGUCACUCUCAAUAUUUGGGAUUCACCUUACUCUGAGGACUUGGCGGCCGAAAUGUCCCUCUUCUGUAAGAAGGUCCGGUGGGCAGAUGGUUACGUCCUGGUCUACAGCAUCUGCGACCGGGCCAGCUUCAACGCCGUCAGCAGGCUCGUUCAGAGGAUCAAGUCCUCCAAAGAUCACCUGGGGACGGACAAAGUGCCCAUUGUCGUCGUGGGGAACAAAAAGGACCUCCACCACAGACGGACAGUCCAGAGCGAGGAGGGCCGGCUGCUGGCCCUGAGCACGGACUGCCUCUUCUACGAGGUGUCGGCAGCGGAGAACUACCACAGCGUGAUCGCUCUGUUUCACGGCCUGGUGGACAGAAUCAAGGACGUCAGGCCGGUGAUGAAAAGGCCUCUGAGGUUCAAGGGCAUAGUCAAAAGCAUGUCUGCGGUGUUUACCAGGAGACGGACAGACUCACUGUAGUGAGAGAAUGGCGAGCAGGGAAGGAGACGUCCUGCAAGGAAUGGACAGGAGAGUCUUUCACUACAGAGAUGGACCUGUUUGAGGGGCAUAAGGACUCCAAGUGAAAGAACCUUCGAAACAAUCGGACAAAGGAAUCAGGUGUUCUCUUCACCUCGAAGUUGACUUGGCUGAUGAAAACAAGUGGAUGAUAAUCUGAUUUCCUAAACAGACACUUUACAUGGAAUAUUCUUCAGUUUUUAAAGCUCGGUCGGCUUUAAGCUUGUUUCGGAUGUUUUACAAGACAUGGCUUCAGAUAGGAGGAAAUUCUAUGCACACAAUGAAGGUGUCUGUAUUGCAUUAGUAAGACAUAUUGUAUUAAGACCGAAAAGAUAUAUGUUUUUAAACCAUUGUAAGAUUCAAAACGUGCACAAAACGGACUGGUUUCGAGUGUCAUUACAUUUUUUAAUAAUAUAUAUUUCGGUUCUCAUGUGAGUCUCAGGGCAAAGUACAUAAUGAUACAUCAUGCAAAGAGGGACAAUUCCAGGUGGGGAAAAAUUCAUAUUUAGCAGAGUUAAAAUGGAGCUCAUUAAAUACAAGUGACCUGAAACAUCAGACUUAAAUCACUGACAAGUUAAAACAGUGAAACAAAUGUGCAUUAACUGAGUUAAAAUAGGUCCCAGCUUUCUCGAGGCCCGUUUUAUCUCUUGAAUUGAAUGUAUGCCACGAAGAGGGCAAAUUGUUUGCGUAAGGUUUUAUAACUUGCAAGGUUUUUUAAAUAAAAUGAUUGCU